Doryrhamphus excisus (bluestripe pipefish) is the source of this 6493-nucleotide messenger RNA. It is a transcript of the gene erbin, whose product is annotated as erbb2 interacting protein. Lineage: Eukaryota; Metazoa; Chordata; Actinopteri; Syngnathiformes; Syngnathidae. Gene Ontology annotation, molecular function: protein kinase binding. Gene Ontology annotation, cellular component: postsynaptic density; basolateral plasma membrane; postsynaptic membrane. Gene Ontology annotation, biological process: neurotransmitter receptor transport, endosome to postsynaptic membrane; cell-cell adhesion; establishment or maintenance of epithelial cell apical/basal polarity. The record is from RefSeq and is a predicted model, not a curated record.
CCAAUAGUUUCCAGGCGGAUGAAGCGAGCAGACCUCCAGACAGAGGCGGGCUCUUGGCUAGAGGGUGUCCGGCAGAGGAGGCAGUCUUCUCGGUGGGGGCGAGCUGACGAGGGCUGGUCAGAGAAUCAAGGCUGCGGCAGGACCUGUUCGAUGUCCCCGCACGUUAAAGACAAAUGAACCGAGGCGUGGAGGAAUUUAUGAGAGGAAAACUCUGGACGAGGUUCUUUUUGGACGACAAGCUUCCAGUCGGUAGAAGAUCUUUUGUAGUUCCUCACUGAGGACAUUUUGGAUUUUUUUUUACUUCUCUGCCAUUAAGUGUUCACCAGCAGGGACAAUUUAACCACUGUCUUCGUUUAAGUUGUUUUAUUUUAAGAUUACUUUAACGUGUUAAUGUGACUUGAGCCACUUUUGUAGCGCUUUUCUUCGGAAAAAUGAAACAUUUUGAUAAUCUUUAGUCGUUCUUUUGAGUGGGCUAGAUUAGCUAGCUGCUAGCUUAGCUAAAAUCGUUCGCAGUCGCCUCUUCUCAGCGGACUAAUGUCCACCUGUCCGCUUAAAGUUUGACUGGGAUCGUCUCGCCUGGACCGUGGACAAAGUCACGUUACGGAAGAUCUAGAAGAAAGUUGUUGUCACUGGCUCUUGACCAGCCGUCCGGGUGCUUGAGUCCUAAAUGACAAGUGCCUGAGGAUGUCGAAGCGGAGCUUCUUCGUUCGCCUGGUGCCGUGUCGCUGCUUGCGGGGCGAGGAGGAGCCGGUAACGUCACUCGACUACUCCCACUGCAGCCUGGAGACUGUUCCCAAGGAGAUCUUUAGCUUUGAGAAGACGCUGCAGGAGCUCUACCUCGAUGCCAACCAGAUUGAAGAGCUGCCUAAACAACUUUUCAACUGCCAGCUCCUUCAGCGACUGAGCAUGCCGGAUAAUGACUUGACCGUCUUGCCAGGGGGGAUCGCUAACCUCAUCAAUCUCAGGGAGCUUGACGUCAGCAAAAACAGUAUCCAGGAGUUUCCAGAGAAUAUCAAGAACUGCAAAGUGCUAACUAUUGUGGAGGCCAGUGUGAAUCCCAUCUCCAAGCUCCCCGAAGGCUUCACCCAACUCAUGAGCCUGACCCAGCUCUACUUGAACGAUGCCUUCCUGGAGUUUCUACCAGCCAGCUUCGGCAGGCUGACUAAGUUGCAGAUUCUGGAGCUGAGAGAGAACCAGCUGAAGAUGUUGCCAAAAAGCAUGCAGAAGCUCACGCAGCUGGAGAGGUUGGACCUGGGCAGCAACGAGUUCACUGAAGUGCCUGAGGUGAUGGAGCAGCUGACUGGAAUCAAGGAGCUCUGGAUGGAUGGAAACAGACUGACCUUCUUACCGGGGAUGCUAGGCAUGCUCAAGCAGCUGGUCUACCUGGACGUCUCCAAGAACAACCUGGAGAUGGUGGACGAGCAAAUCUGCGGCUGUGAGAGUCUGCAGGAUCUGCUGCUCUCCAACAACGCUCUGACGCAGCUGCCCGGCUCCAUCGGCUCGCUGAAGAAACUGACGGCAUUGAAGGUGGAUGAGAACCAGCUGAUGUACUUGCCUGACUCCAUUGGAGGGCUAACCUGUCUGGAUGAACUGGACUGCAGCUUCAACGAGAUCGAAGCCCUGCCGUCCUCCAUCGGCCAGUGCGUCAGCAUCCGCACCUUCGCUGCGGAUCACAACUUCCUCAGCCAGCUUCCCCCGGACAUGGGCAACUGGAAGAGUGCAACGGUGCUGUUCCUACAUUCCAACAAGCUGGAGUCGCUGCCGGAGGAGAUGGGCGACAUGCAGAAACUGAAGGUCAUCAAUCUGAGCAACAACAAACUGAGGAACCUCCCCUACAGUUUCACUCAACUGAGCCAGAUGACAGCGAUGUGGCUGUCUGAAAACCAGUCCAAACCCCUAAUCCCGCUGCAGAAAGAAGAAGAUCCAGAGACUCAGAAAACUGUGCUGACCAACUACAUGUUCCCCCAGCAGACCAGGACAGAGGACUACAUUCCCAACUCCGAUUCGGAGAGCUUCAAUCCGACCCUAUGGGAAGAGCAACGCAAACACAGAGCUCAGGUGGCCUUCGAGUGCGAUGAGGACAAAGACGAGCGGGAAACGCCUCCAAGGGAGGGCAACCUGAAGCGCUACCCCACGCCGUAUCCAGACGAGCUGAAGAACAUGGUGAAGACAGCCCAGUCCGUGGCGCACAGGCUCAAGGAGGACGAGUCCAGCGACGAGUCUGGAAAGGACCCCAAACCUGUUGAGAAGAACCACAUUGGAGUGCAGGACGUGGGAGUGAAGGUGAUAGAAGCGCCCUGUUCUAACGGCCUGGUGUCUGACAUGGAGUCCAAAGCCUGCAACAUCACAUUCACAAUCCCCAGCCUUCCAGAACCAGCGUCCAAGGACACGUCUGAGUCUUUCAGCUCCCAGCAUGUCCCACUCAAGUCGUCCGAGGGCUCCAUGAUGAACCACGAGGACACGCUGGAGGACUCUGAGGAGUUGUCUGAUGAAGAGGAGGAGAUGAAGAUUGCUGAGAUGAGGCCGCCUCUCAUCGAGAUAUCCAUCAACCAGCCCAAAGUGGUGACGCUAAGUAAGGACAAGAAAGAUGACAGCAAGGAUGCAGACUCGCUGCUCGAUGACACAGUGGCCAACAGCAACCAGAACAACAGCAACUGCUCGUCGCCAUCACGCAUGUCGGACUCCGUGUCGCUGACCACCGACAGCAGUCAGGACAACUCCCUGUGUACCCCCGAGAGGGAGGCAAAGAUGCCCUUCCUGCCAAAAAGCAGGCAAGAAGAUGAGAACAUGAACCCGUCCAAAGACACCAGCAGGCUCCUUCAUAACGGCAACGGCUCUGAAACGUCUCUCCAGGCGCUGCUGAGGGGCCAGCAGACUGCCACUGAGCCAGCGGGCGACUACGACCUGUCUGUGGAAGCCAGGAUGGCCUUCAUCGAGAGGGGAUUGAACAACGGCAUGGAGGAUGGCUACACCAAGUGGGACAAGAUCAACAUGAACCUAUCAAACUCGCCCACAGACAACAUGGUGCAGCUGGAACCUCACAAUGGUUCACUCAGACAGGAGGAAGUUGACGCCAAGCGGGCUUUUGACAACAUGCACCAUUUUCAGAACGGAAACCAGCAGGUGGUGUCCUUGGCCGGCGUGACGGCGAGCGGCGAGAUGUCUCGUAGCAACGAGGAGCUGUCUCCUGAGAAGAGGUGCCACCCCCCUCAGGUGACCAAGUCUCAGAGUGUCAGCAACAUAGAAACGGGAGGCAUGAAGCUGUACUCGUUUGACAUCAAUCGCGACACCGCAGCAGAGGCAAGGACGGUGGGCGCCGCCCCCGAGCCCAGUCAGGGCCCCACGGCUCAGGGCCAGAGCAUCGUGAGGAGCAAGUCCGCCUCCUUGCUCAACGAUCAGACUCUUCAAGUCUACCCGAGCUCUCACGCCUCCUCUUCAGACCUGUUGUCUUCCUCAAAGGUUGCCACCAGCACCAGCAGAUACCCAGCCCCCUCCAGCAUGGCCAUGGGCGCCCCCCCUCCUCAGUACAAUGUACAGUACACAAGCAGCGCCGUGCCCAACGAGGGGAUGUGGGCCCAGAGGACGCCAAUGCCUCCAGAACACCAAGGCUACCUCCCUCCCGCUGCCCACUCACUCGCUAAUACCAACUACUCCAACCGCAAUCAGGCCCCCCCCUACCCGCUGCAGCCCCAGCACAGGGGGCCCCCCAUGGGAUCCAAAGCACCUGGGGACAUUUGGGCCAAGGAGAGGCUUCAGUCUACCAGCAGCCAGUCCAUCGGGGGCACUUUACAACGGCAGAGUAGCACCGCCUCCGUAGGCGAGGGCAGACGGAUGCAGCUGCCUGAGGGCGACUACCUGACCUACAGGGACAUCCACACCCUCGCCAGGGGCCCGCUGGCCAUGAGCCAGGCGGCGCAGAGGCCCAUCUCGGCCCGCACUUACAGCAUCGACAUCGCCGCUCCAGCCAGGCCUCCCACCUCCAGGCCGCCGCCCCACGAGCUUCCGGAGCGGACCAUGUCGGUCAGCGACUUCCACUACCAGCAAGGCAGCCCUAACAAGAGGCCCAAUGUCAGGGUCAAGUCAGAGCACUCCCUCCUGGAUGGGCCUGGUCUGGUGUCGGGGGGACCGGGAAGGGUGCCGAUGGACUGGAGGGACCAGGUGAUGCGGCACAUUGAGGCCAAGAAAAUGGAAAAGAACGCGCUGUCUCGCUCCUAUAAUUCCAAUAGCGCUCCGCUGGGCUCCUCCCACUACGGCAGCUGUAGGGACGUGCGAGCCAGCCAAGGCUCGCUGCUGUUUAGGCCCUACGGCGCCUUCAGCGAGGAUGUGUUUGGACCGCCAGGUCAGCAAAGCUACACUAUGGACUCCCGCAGAAAAGUGCCUCUGAUGAACGGACAGAUGAGCUCAUCCGCUCGUCCCCACAUGAGCCAGGGGUCCAUGGCCCGCCACCCGUCCAGAGAGCAGCUCAUUGAUUACUUGAUGCUCAAAGUCUCCCAGCAGGGACCCCCGCGGGCGCCACACGAGGCGCCUCAGCAUGAGAUCCAUGUGAAGGUCGAGAAAAAUCCGGAACUGGGUUUCAGUAUAUCCGGAGGAGUGGGAGGUCGUGGGAACCCCUUUCGUCCAGAUGACAAUGGAAUCUUUGUGACGAGGGUCCAACCUGAGGGUCCGGCUUCCAAGAUUCUUCAGCCCGGUGAUAAAAUCAUCCAAGCAAAUGGAUACAGCUUUGUGAAUAUCGACCACGGAAACGCCGUGUCCCUCCUCAAGACGUUCGCCAACACUGUGGAUCUGACAAUCGUGAGAGACGUUCAAGCGUAGACGGGGACUGAAAAUGGGAGAUGUUAUUUUUAUAGAUCUGUGGGCACCCGUCAGAACUAUUUGUGGUAGCAGAAACGGGAGAACGCCACUUGAAUGUAAGCGGGUCGACGCGGCCGCCAUCAGCCAACGGGCCGUCACUGUGCUUUCUAUUUUUAUACAAAAGCAGCUGAAGACUGAGCUCCCCCCCUCAUGCAGAUAUUUCCGCCUUCUACCACUCAUCACCAUGACCACUAGGGGGCAGGGCUUCCACUUUAUCUUUUUUCUCUCCCCGCCUCCUCCCCUUCAUCUUUUAAUUUGAGCCGUCUGCAGUUGAAGGUGGACUGUGUCACGUGCUUGUGGAGCAGAAACGGAAGUGGAUGAAGGCCACGCCUGAGAACCUGCAAACACCCCGCGCCCUGUCCCGCCACGCUCCCAUCGUACCUCAGAAGAAUCCUCAGCCCCGCCAUUGGACUUGGGCUUCUCACACCAGGAGAGCUCAAAGUAGACAGCCGGAGAGAUGCUCGGCCUUAAAUGCGCUGGAGAGGUUUCUCUUUUGUUCGUCUGCAUGACCAAAGUGAGCGUGCAUGUUUGGAAUGGGGAGGAUUCCGGAAGGCUCCUUGAGUAAGAACAGGUCAACAUUUCAUGUUUUUGUUGUUAUUUAAGGCGGCCAUCCUGUGGAAUCAUACUUUCACUUGGGACGUCACCACUCUUUGCCUUUUUUUUUUUUAAGUCCAUUUGUGUUAGUUAUUUCGGUGUGGGAGAAGCAAGUGCCAUAAUGACCUUGAACUGUUUGACCUGGGGAUGACCUUUGAACCCAGCACCACCAAGCAAUAGGCAAGUUUGCAGCUUCCAGGCUUCGAAGCAAUAAAGCCUUGUUAGUCAGCCCCUCCAAAAAUCACAUUGAGACAACAUUGGAUUGUUUUUAAACCCUUUUAGAAACACCUGAUGAUUUUACAUGAUUUUUUUAUAUCAAAAAGAGAGUUUUGUAAUGAAACGGCACAUGAAAUAUAUAUAUAUAUAUGUAUACAAUAGUGUGAAGAAGAGUCUCUGCGUCGUGUAAAUGUUUGUCACUUUUUAUCACUUUGAUGUUUGUUCAAAGUUUGGAAUGGUUUUAUUCAUUCAGCCGUCAGCCGCAUGAAUCCAGUCCACUCCAGUCGGACAUUUGUGAGCACAUAGAAACAGUUUAUGCAGUCAAAUUUGGACAAGUAGUAAAAGACAGAUGUUGUUUAUAAUCAAAGUCACUUUUGAGUCAUGAUUUUUUUCCUUUUGGGGUAAAUGGUGAUUUAAUGUGCAGUUUUCGAGGUGUUCCUUGUUGGUGAUUCUGAUUUCUAUUCAGUUAAAGUUUGUCUUUGUAGACAAUCUUGGGAGAUCAUUUUUCUUCUUCUUCCAUGUUGAUCUGUUUCUGAUGAUCACGUCUUAUUUAUUUUGCAGGUUCCUGUCCUGUCUUGUUUUUGUUUUUUUUUUAGACAUUACUAAUCGAAAUGUAAAUACUGAAAGAGGAAAUGAAUGACGAGCAAUUUUCAAUUGUACCAGCAAUAAGUUUCCAAUGCAGAGAGGCAGCAGUUUCGAAUCGCUCGAAUAUUUCAAAUGUUUCGGUCACAGUGACAUUGACAUGCAUUCAUGCCACAUUCCAGAUUUUGUACAUAAUGAACUGUUUCUGCCGUAACCUGUGGAAAAUAAACGAACGCUCUUUCACAAUGAA